AUUUAGCCUGAAGCCAACAGACGCCGCACACACUGGGCUACUAUUAGCACAGCGCACAGAAGACACGGAUACUGUGAAAGAAACCUACAUUUUGGGGGUUUUGUUAGCUUACGAAAAGGCCCGUGGGAAGAUAACUUACACUCGUGCAUUUCCUAUUUUUUUCCACGUCUGUCUUGGCAAAAAAAGCCCUUGGAGAAGGACAGGAUUGAAAGUGACGUCGUUAUAAAAGGAGACUUGGCUGAAAACCUAUAACGUCAGUCAACAAAGAAAAGCUUCUGUGAAUUAAAGGAGUAAUCCUCACUUAUUCUCUUUAGUUAUGAGUCAUGUGGUCGUCGACGGUUCACACGGUCUAGAUCAGCAGGAGCUUGCUGUUUUAGACUUGAACUCGGCUGAUGGGCAGGGUGCAGGCAUUGGUCGGCGUUACAUUCCUCCACAUUUGAGAAACAAAGAUGCACCAAAAAGUGAUUCUCCAGGGUGGGAUGGCGGUCGCAGCAAUGGUUUCAUCAAUGGGUACCACGACGGUCGUAUGAAUAUUACUGCAAACUUUGUACGUGGACCUCCUCGCAGUGACAGAGGGGGACGUGGCGGCUACAGAGGCAACAGGAACGGUGGUUCCUUCAACCAGCCAAUGCAUAAUGCAGGUUAUGGCGGUUACGAGAACAAAGAUGGAGGCUGGAAUGCUAUGGUGAACAGAGAUGCCUACACAAGCUUUGCCGGACGUUCUGACAGAGGAAAGUCUGCAUUUUUCAAUGACAGAGGAACCGGAUCAAGAGGAAGGUAUGAGCGUGGAGGGUUUGCAGGGGGAACAGGAGGGAACAGCCGUUGGGUUGAUGAGUCCAGAGAUGAAGAGGACUGGUCAAAGCAAUUGCCCCCCAAUGAGCGUCUGGAAAAUGAGCUGUUCGCUGGGAGCAACACCGGGAUUAACUUUGAGAAGUAUGACGACAUUCCUGUGGAAGCCACUGGAACGGACUCCCCUGUGCAUAUCGAUAGCUUUCAUGAUGUGGAUAUGGGGGAGAUCAUUAUGAGCAACAUCGCCUUGAGCCGGUACACGCGCCCUACUCCUGUUCAGAAGUAUGCAAUCCCUAUCAUCAAAAGCAAGAGGGACCUGAUGGCCUGCGCACAGACAGGCUCUGGGAAAACUGCAGCCUUCCUGCUUCCUGUGCUGAGUCAGAUCUACACUGAAGGACCAGGAGAAGCACUGCAGGCCACCAAAGCCAGCACCCAGCAGGAGAAUGGAAAGUAUGUCCGGCGCAAACAGUAUCCCAUUUCUUUGAUUUUGGCUCCAACAAGAGAGCUUGCCCUUCAGAUUUAUGAUGAGGCCAGAAAGUUUGCCUACCGCUCCAAAGUGCGACCUUGUGUAGUUUAUGGAGGUGCUGAUAUAGGCCAGCAGAUUCGUGAAUUGGAAAGAGGUUGUCAUCUGCUUGUGGCCACACCGGGCCGUCUGGUAGACAUGAUGGAGCGGGGAAAGAUUGGCCUGGACCACUGCAAUUAUCUGGUCCUUGAUGAGGCAGACAGAAUGCUUGAUAUGGGUUUUGAACCUCAGAUCAGACGUAUUGUGGAGCAAGACACCAUGCCCACUAAAGGAGCUCGCCAGACCAUGAUGUUCAGUGCCACCUUCCCCAAGGAGAUCCAGAUUCUGGCCCGUGACUUUCUGGAGGAGUACAUCUUUCUGGCUGUUGGGCGUGUGGGUUCCACCUCCGAGAACAUCACCCAGAAGGUGGUCUGGGUGGAAGAGAAUGACAAGCGCUCCUUCCUCCUCGACCUGCUCAAUGCUACAGGGAAGGAUUCUCUCACGCUGGUGUUUGUGGAAACCAAAAAGGGAGCAGAUGCGCUAGAAGACUUCCUGUACCACGAGGGCUAUGCUUGCACCAGUAUCCAUGGCGACCGCUCUCAGCGCGAUCGCGAGGAAGCGCUCAGCCAGUUCCGUUCUGGACGCUGUCCUAUAAUGGUUGCCACUGCUGUGGCUGCACGAGGGCUUGACAUAUCCAAUGUGAAACAUGUGAUCAACUUUGACCUGCCAAGUGAUAUUGAGGAAUAUGUCCACCGCAUUGGGCGUACAGGCCGCGUGGGAAACCUUGGUUUGGCCACAUCGUUCUACAAUGAUAAGAACAGCAACAUCACUAAAGAUUUGCUGGACAUUCUGGUGGAGGCCAAACAAGAGGUUCCUUCCUGGCUCGAGAACCUGGCUUACGAGCACCAGCACAAGAGCACCAGCCGUGGACGCCCCAAGAGGUUCUCUGGAGGCUUUGGAGCCAGAGAUUACCGGCAGAUGGCUGGGGGUGGUAACACUUUUGGUAACCGUGGUGCUCGCAACACCGUUGGCCAUGGAGGGAACCGCGGUUUUGGAGGCAACAAGGUGUCUAAUUUAGGUGGCUUUGGGAGUUUUGGCAAUGACACCUUUGGCGGGAACUACGCUAACUACGGAGGAAACUACGCCCAGGUUGACUGGUGGGGCAACUAAAUAAGUUUGGAGAGGGUCACCAUGCCAAACCACAUGUUAUCAUAGCCAGACUCUCCCCUCCGUGUAGCUUUAUGAACUCGGUACAUUACACGCUGUGAUUCUUUGCCUGCAUUCUAAAGCGAGCUGAUAAAGAUGAAGAUCUGCGCUAAACCCGGAGCAGAAUAACACUGAUGUCAACUUGUGUAUUGGAUAUAGAAUAUUGCAAAGUUUUCUUUGUUUAAAAAAAACAAGGGUCAUUUGUAUGUGAAUGUACUGUGCCUUUUUGAAUAUAGACAGGUAUUUAGUUUCGUUAAUUUUUAUCGAGUGAGCUCGGCCAAGAGCUUAAUUUGUUUUCGCUGUGAAGGCGUUUGCACGCUUGUACUUUCUCAAACCUUGGCAAAUCCUGGGAUAACGUGGCUCAAAUGAGUCGCUGUUCCAUUUGAAUUUCAAAUUCUCACUAAUAUCAAAACGCACCUACGACUAAAACCGACAGAGAAGCUUUGCGUUCGACUGCGAAGCGCUCCGUGAAGUGACCGUGUCAUAAGGGAUAAAUAAGUCUGACUUAUUUUAGUUUUGCUCACUCUAUCCUGGAGAGGCACCCAUUUAGGGAUAUGGUUGUCUUGAUAAAGGCCAUUCCAGUUGUGAUGUUCAUGACAAACUAUCGGAAACACACAGUGUUUUAAAUUUCUGAAUGCUGGAACUUCGUACUCCACUUGUUUUAAUUGACAGUGUUAUGGCAGCUAGUAAGAACCACGUGCUAGCCACUGUAAGUGGGCAGCGUUUUUGUUUUUAUCAAAACAUUUUGGAGAAGCAGAUGUGGUUUAUUAAAAAACGGUGAGUUUUUUGAUAAAGUGUUUCUUUAGAAAUGUCAAACGAACAAAAAAUGCCUGCCAUCCUGAAAAUGAAGUUCAAAUGGCUACAAACGGACCACAAAACCAAAGCGAACAUGGCUGCUUUGGUCAAAUACGCAUGCUAGUGUUUAGUUUUUUGGUCAAGGAGAGAAGACGAACGAACUGUUGCAGGCUUUAUUUUAAUACAGACGUCCUCUCUUUUCAAGCUGCGUGGCAGACAUGGCUCCCAUUUUCAUAGGCGGAGGGGGCAGUUCUUUUCGAGGCAUUAGCGGAUAGGGAGUUUGAUGGGUUAGGCCUGAUGCGAGUGCAGUUAUAGACAGGCCGCCAUUUUAGCUUGUGAGGGCCCCACUGUUCUCUAUGCAGGGCCAAACUCCUCCUUAUGGAACACACAUGCUGUCUGAAGUUCAUCGGGUUAGAUGCGACCUAAACCACUGAACAGUAAGAGCCAGUUUUCUGCUUCUUUUCGUCAGAGGAGAGAAUCCUUUAAGUGGAGGAGAAACAAGGCAUUUAACAUAAGUGCAAUAGAUUUUCUUCUCAAGUGAGUUGUGCCUUGACUUCUAUUUUAUUUAAUGAUUUUUGUUUUAGUUGAUGAAUACAAACAGAUGCACUGACAGUAUUGAGAACUUCAAGUUGAAUGGUGCUACUUAAGUUAGGUCUAGGCCCGAGUACGUUGUGCCCAUCAAGUUUUACAAAGUUCUUUUAUUGCACAUUUAGAGUUUUUUAUAAAUGUCUUGAGUGUACGUCCUCAAGCUUCCAAAUAUUGUGUGAGGAGACAGGAGAAACGCAGCUUGUUUACAAAAGGGGAAGGGUUCUCAAUAUUAACCAGGAUUUAUUUGGGACCAGGGCGAUCAGCAGUGGGGAAUUUAGCUAUUUGCACACAGAUUUCUAGAUUCUACUUUUGCUGCUAGUUUUGUGUAACUUAUUAAGCAUUUUUUGAGAAAUAUUUAUUUUUAUAAGCCUCAAAGUGAUUCUUUGAAAGUUUCAAGUAACUUGACCAAAAGACAAUACUUAAACACUGGCACUUGAAUGUUGAAUGUCACCUGUAUGCGUGAAGUUUCUAUUUUUCGGGGUAGUGUGAGCUUUUUAAUGUUUCAGACGUGUUGGACUUGCUCAGUAUAUCCACAGCUGGAAAGGGCUCGACGGCCGCACGCAGCUGUGGUUUAACCAAUUGGCAGUCAAAAUUGGAAAUGUGCAAAAACAUGCCAAGGUUUGCAAUCAAAAGUCAUUUAAAAAGGAAAAAAAACUAUUGCCUUUCAGUGCAAGGUGUCCAGAUUCUCCAAACAUGUGCUUUUCUUCUGUAUUUCAGAUUGGCAUUUGUUCUGUUUUUGUUUCUGUCAGUGUCUGGCACAUGGCAAUCUUAAACAUGUGGUUAAUCUUCAUUGUAUUUACAUAUAUGGCAACUCUGGUCUUCUCAGGAGAAGCUGCGAUUGUCCACGCUAGCAAUAAGUCUUACUACGUAUUAAAACGCUGAUAUCACACCCCCUGGCCUCGAUUUCGAUGGAAAGCAGUGAACGGCUUCCUGAGAGGACACCAGAGCUCUGUAGAUUUAGAAUUUGCUUUAUGUCGUAGCUUAUAGGCUAUGCACUGCAUGAGAGGACUCGGCUGUGCGUUUAUUGUAUGAUUUUACCAAAAUAAACAUUUCUGAUGCAAAUUCCUUUGAAAAAUCAAGCAUGUUUUCUUAUGUAGCAAAAAAUUGGGUCAUUGUACUGUACCAGCUGUUCUUGGCGUGACCUGAACUCAAUGGCGUGUUUGACAUUUGGUUGGCACCAGUUUGUUUACAAAAUAGAAAUUCGUUCUCUAACUA
Triplophysa dalaica is the source of this 5095-nucleotide messenger RNA. RefSeq names its product DEAD-box helicase 3 X-linked a (gene ddx3xa). Gene Ontology annotation, cellular component: P granule; nucleus. The record is from RefSeq and is a predicted model, not a curated record. Gene Ontology annotation, molecular function: RNA helicase activity; ATP binding; RNA binding. The transcript has 18 exons. NCBI's taxonomy places the organism in Eukaryota, Metazoa, Chordata, Actinopteri, Cypriniformes, Nemacheilidae. Gene Ontology annotation, biological process: cell differentiation; gamete generation. The coding region runs from base 317 to 2461 and encodes 714 amino acids.